AACGACGAAAGUGGCGUUGACAAGAGCUUCUGUUCUCGACCUUAGAAAGAGUUUUUCCAGCCACCAUAAGUCGAGAGUUGCAUGCGCUCCCUGAAAUCAGUCAGUUUUCGCAUUUGAUUUCGCGUAACAAGUCGCGGUUAGUGGAUACCAAAUGAAAUAGUUUCAAUAUCAAUUAAAAGGUUUGCCAACAGUUUCUCAAUACAAAGCUACUUUCAAUUUCUAGAAAAAAAGGGAGUUGUUUUUAGUGGAACAGUUUAAUACGGAGGAGUUGUAUUGUGAGUUGAGAUUUUGAGUGGUUUGUUUGAGUGGACUUUGUGUUAAUCAGGUGAAAGGACUUCACCUGGCCGAUCAACAUAUUGUGCAGUAGACGAAAAUCUUAGAAAAAUCUUGAAAAGUGGAUAACAAAAGGCUUGUUUGGAACGAGGAGUACAAUAAUCAACUGUACCUAAGUUCUGGAAGGAUUUACAAGAUGGGCGACCACGGCCCGGAUAUGACCGCUUUGGAAACUGUGGUUCCCGCUGUUCUUGGCUUGACGGCAGCCGCGAUUUUGGCCGUAGCGUGUCUUUGUGCCAAAAGGAUCCGAGCACGAAACAAGAAGGCCAAUCACGAUGCUUCGUUACCAUUCCAACCAACACGACGUCCGACUGCUGUUCGUUCACCCAGUGGAGCACCAUCCCACUAUUUGAAAAAAUCUCCAUCGCCAACAGCCCCAAAGCCACCACCAGGCACAUUACAACCCCCACAGGAACAAUCUCCCUCUCCGCCACACCAAACAAUUAAAUAUUCCGAGGAAAAUGAGAUUAAACCAAAAACAAUUUUAAAUGAGCCGAAAACACCCGAAUUGGAGAGUCCCGAUGGCGGUGGUGAUGAUGCGGAAUAUGGAAAAUUGGGGACAAUUGUUUUUAAAUUGCGCUACUUGACGGAACGCAAUGCUCUUGUUGUUUCAAUUGUUCGUUGUCGAGGAUUGCCAGGGAAAGCAGGACCGUCGGGAACAGGAGAUAUUCCAGUUGGUAUGAAUGGGAAAACACAGACAGCAACAGAUCCCUAUGUUAAGCUACAGUUGCUACCGGAAAAACAACAUAAAGUGAAAACAAGGGUCGUUCGAAAUACACGUAAUCCAGUCUACGAUGAAGAUUUCACUUUCUACGGGCUCAACUUACAGGAACUAAGUUCAAUGUCUUUACAUUUUGUCGUUCUGAGUUUCGAUCGGUAUUCACGUGAUGAUGUUAUUGGAGAAGUUGUAUGCCCGCUAUCUGGAAUCGAUUUGAGUCAAAUUGAAACACAACAGAUUGCUCUGAGCAAGGAGAUACAGCCGAGAAGUCUGAAAAUACGGGCACAGGGACGUGGUGAAUUAUUGAUUUCAUUGUGCUGGCAACCGGCUGCCGCUCGACUAACAGUUGUUCUACUCAAAGCUCGGAAUCUACCACGAAUGGAUGUAACCGGCUUAGCUGACCCAUAUGUGAAAUUGUAUCUAUUGUAUAAUGGACAACGAAUUGCCAAAAAGAAGACACAUGUGAAGAAGAGGACAUUGAGUCCUGUAUUUAAUGAAAGUUUCGCAUUUGAUAUUCCAAUGUCAGAGGGAAAUGGAGCAUCCUUGGAUGGUGUUUCACUGGAAUUAAUGCUGCUGGAUUGGGAUCGAGUAACUAAGAAUGAGGUUAUUGGCCGACUAGAACUCGGAGGGCCCAGAUGUGUAGGUUCAGCGCUCAACCACUGGCAGGAAGUGCACAACUCACCACGACGGCAAAUCGCCGAAUGGCACAAAUUGCACGAGUAGAUCAAGUAGAAAGGAUACGUGUAAAGCCAAAAAAACUUCGGCUUUAUUGGCCAUUUAGUACGUAAAGAACACUGUGAGCGAAUGUUUUUAAGACAAUGUAAGACAAUUUGAUUCAGAAACAAAAAGUGAAAAUCACACACAAUUAAGUACAGGUUUUAAAUAAAAAACGUUAGAAACUAUAACUAAAAGUUAAAAAUUUCAUUUUAACCGAAUCAUUUAUGACAUACUACGCUGAAGUAAUGUAUAUUUAUGAAUAACGUACUUGUAAACAGUUAUUUGACAAACACAUAUGCAAUGAAAUUAUUAUUACUAGCGAAGAAAUUUUUCAUUUCAGAUGUAUAAUACUUCCGAGAGAAAAAAAUUAUUAAAUUCAUGUAAAUUAAAUACAAAAUAUAUAACAUAUUAUAUAAUUCAUAGAAAAACCUUCUAUAUUACUGUAGACUGUCUCUUAGAGUGACGAUAGCUGUUGGGGUUGAGAAAAGUAUAAUUUUGUAUAACACAAACUGAAAUACUCCAAAGAAGAAAGUUGCAAUAGCUCUGGAAGCAUUCUCUAGAAAAUCUAAGGAACACUGACAGAUGCGCGAAGGUCGUUCAAAUUGCUCAAUGUCACGCAUUGAGGAUGCCGUAAUAGCUACACUCGAAAUAUAAUCUCAAAAAGCUUAGAAUCUUUGGGCCUAGAAUUCCACAUAAAUAGGCUUCGUAUCAGUUAAAAUCAGCGCAAAUCAAUUUGGAAAUCAAGCUUUACAUGUCAGUAGGUGAAACUUCAACAGUUUUUUUAAAGCAAAUCAAGUUGAUAUUACAUACAUAUAAUACAAUGUGACUCAUAAUUACAAGCAUCAAAACAUUGCGAGGAAUCCACGGAGAUACCUUGAAUUAUUACACAAACGAUAUCAUGAAUGCAUUACAAACUUUCCGAGAGUACUAUUUCCUGGAAAAUGUACUUUAUUUUGCAGCACAAUCUCGACUUAUCGGUGUAAUGGAGAAAAUAGGCAAAACCUUACGAAACAAACAAAAAUUCACUCAUAAUGAUAACUUAAGCUGACAAUGUAAUAUUAUACUAUUUAAUUUUAAGAAUAAAUAGGAAAGUUGAUUUUAUUUAUUUAUUUCAUUAAUUACUAUUAUAGUGCUGUGUAAGACUCUGAAACGAACGUCAGAAAUAUGUAUCAUGACGAGGAAGCAUAACAUUCAAUGAAGUAAAGAAACUGUACAAAAUACGUAAA
Hermetia illucens (black soldier fly) is the source of this 2994-nucleotide messenger RNA. RefSeq names its product synaptotagmin-11 (gene Syt4). Lineage: Eukaryota; Metazoa; Arthropoda; Insecta; Diptera; Stratiomyidae. The transcript has 5 exons. The record is from RefSeq and is a predicted model, not a curated record. Gene Ontology annotation, molecular function: phosphatidylserine binding; SNARE binding; calcium-dependent phospholipid binding. Gene Ontology annotation, biological process: calcium-ion regulated exocytosis; vesicle fusion; cellular response to calcium ion. Gene Ontology annotation, cellular component: synapse; membrane; axon. Bases 470 to 1774 code for a protein of 434 amino acids.